Molecule: messenger RNA, 1995 nt
Organism: Biomphalaria glabrata
Lineage: Eukaryota; Metazoa; Mollusca; Gastropoda; Planorbidae
Product: cytochrome P450 3A29-like
Exons: 4
Coding region: 138-1766 (542 amino acids)
Molecular function (GO): oxidoreductase activity, acting on paired donors, with incorporation or reduction of molecular oxygen; heme binding; steroid hydroxylase activity
Source: RefSeq, a predicted model, not a curated record
UACUUGAAAAUAUCUUCAGAUCAUGCCAGCCUAGUGGAAUAAAACAAAAUCAGACAGGCGCAAAACACAGACUCGAUCACAACACUUUAAAUAUUCAUCAUAUUCAGACCGCCAGUCUGUGCCAAGUAGAGUGACCAAUGGCUACUUCAUUGGAUACUCAAGACUCUCCAGGGGUUAGUGCAUAUGUCACCUAUUUCCUCGCUGCGGUCAUCGGUCUGCUGGUCUUCUACUACUAUAAAAAAAUGACCCAAGGAGACGAGUGGAUAAGACUUGGGGUCAAAUGUCCGAGAUUGUCUCCGUUCUUUUUCUUUGGAGAGGAUUUCAGAAAGUCGAUGAGUAGUCUGUUGGACCAAUAUGGCGACACUUUUGGAACCAGAAGUCGCUUUGGAGUCUCUUUGUUUACGACCAACUUUGACCUCUUACGUCACAUUUUUAUCAAGGACUUUAACAACUUCGUGGACAGAGGAAGCGACAUAGUCUCCCAUUCUCCCUUCGCUGAAUCGCUUUUCUUUGCCAAGGGCAGCAACUGGCGUAGACAUCGGCAGAUCAUCUCCCCUACCUUCACUUCCGGGAAGCUGAAACUCAUUGCCAAAAUUAUCGAGAAAUCCGCAGAAAACUUGACCAGUCAUCUGGAGAGAUUUGCCAAGAACGGAGAAACAGUCCCGAUCAAGGAGACCACUGGCCGGUUCACAUGUGAAGUCAUCGCCAAGACUGGAUUUGGUCUGGACGUUUCUUUCAUAGAUGAGAAAGAAUCUGAGUUUGUGGAUCACGCCAAGAAGUUCUUGUAUAACGCACAUGGACUCGGUCGCUUCAUCGUUCAACUCUUGUUCUUCAUUCACCCGACAGCUUUCAAACUUUGUAACAAAGUCUUCCGAAACACGCAGCUCUUUGACCCCGUCAGUCUCCGCUCCAACGAAUACUUCCGAACAGUCCUUAACACGACCGUGGCUCAGAGAAGGGAGACAAGGAGACAAGGGGAGAGAAAGCGACACGUUGACUUCCUGGACUUGUUGCUAGCGGCCAAUGAAGCCGUGAAGUCUGGCCACUUGGAGACAGCCACUGAGGAGGAGGACACAGCGGUGUCAUGGAAGUCCAAAAAGGCGUUAAAGGAACUGACGGACGAAGAGAUUUUGGGUCACUCUAUGUUGAUUAUAUUCGCUGGACAGGAGACUACUGCUACUGCCCUUCAGAUGUGUUUGUACUCCCUAGCUUGCCAUCAAGACAUACAGGACACAGUGUACCAGGAGAUCAUGUCCAAAGUCAAGUCUGUGCCUCCGAGUCCAGAUGAACUGACCAGCCUGACGUACACAGAGUGUGUCCUGAACGAAACAUUACGCAUGUAUCCUCCAGUUCCCAUUGUGACCAGGAAGGCCAAAGAGACAAAGACUUACAAUGGAGUGACCAUACCCAAAGGAGCAAUAGUCCAAGUUCCAUUCUUCUACAUCCUGAUGGACCCCAAGGUCUGGCCUGAGCCAGACAAGUUCAGGCCAGAAAGAUUUUUCCCUGAGGAGGUUGAAAAGAGAGAUCCGAUGGCCUUUGUCUGCUUUGGCCACGGGCCAAGAAUUUGUCUUGGCAUGAGGUUGGCCUACCUUGAACUGAAAGAGGCUUUGGUUUACAUCGUCAGAAAAUUGAAAGUCGUCCUGAAUGACCAGACGGAACCAAAGAGGGACGUGGCCAAAGUCGAAUUCACGCCACAAGGCCUUCUGACUCCUGCUAAGCCUAUUCGUCUGGCUUUUGAGUUAAGAGAAAACGCAACCAAUAAUUAAGUCAUGCAACGAAUGCAGUUUAUGAUGUGAAGACAUUCCUUCUACAGUAACAUUUACAUAAAAAGCAAAAGAGCUGGACAGUCAUUCUCCAGCAAUAUUUAUAAACUGGACAGUGGUCUCGCAAUGUUUUAUUUAAUACAUGGAAACUUGUUCUCACGUUUAAAACAUUGCUAUGUGGGCGUCUAAGGAUUAAAGAAAUCUAUGGAGAAAACAAAGUUGUUAUUACAUU